This is a messenger RNA of Petromyzon marinus (sea lamprey), 3080 nucleotides long. Its product is annotated as cytosolic 5'-nucleotidase 3-like. Gene Ontology annotation, cellular component: cytoplasm. The record is from RefSeq and is a predicted model, not a curated record. Gene Ontology annotation, molecular function: 5'-nucleotidase activity; magnesium ion binding. Lineage: Eukaryota; Metazoa; Chordata; Hyperoartia; Petromyzontiformes; Petromyzontidae.
GCGCUCGGAGGCUGCCGUUAUAAAGUCAACAGUCGCCGACGCCUCAGGGUUGCGGCGGUGUUGGAGGUGGCGGCGAUGAAGACGCCGAAGACGCCGUGGCCGGCGAUGGUGGUGUUGUGGCAGAGCGUUCAACCUACAAUCAGAUGGUCGUUAGUUCAAACUCUGGUCAAGGAUUGCCUUAACCCACCUUCCUUCAAGAUGCCGGCUUUUGCGGAUCAAAAGGUCCACAUGAAGGAUCCAGCACGCGUGCAACAGAUCGUGGAUUGCCUCAUCAGUGGUGGCCCCAAAAAGCUACAGGUGAUUACAGACUUUGACAUGACACUGACGAGGUUUUCCAACAAUGGAAAGAGGUGCUCGACGUGCCACAAUGCAAUUGAGUCUUGCAAUCUAAUGACAGAAGAAAUAAAAAAACAGAUGGCUGCACUGAAGUCAAAGUUCUACCCCAUUGAGAUCAACCCCAAUCUCUCUGCUGAAGAAAAGAUUCCUUUCAUGGUUAAUUGGUGGUCAAAGUCCCACGACCUUAUGGUGGACAUGCAAAUCCGAAAAGAGCAGCUGGCCAAGGUGGUGCAAGAGUCUGAUAUCCAGCUCCGGGAUGGUCACACGCGGUUUUUCGAAGCGCUGCACCAGCUGGACGUGUCUGUGUUCAUCUUCUCGGCCGGCGUGGGGGACAUUUUGGAGCACGUGCUGAACAACGCGGGCGCCAUGCGCCCCAACGUGCACAUCGUCUCCAACUACAUGGACUUCAACGAGGAGGGCGUCCUGCAAGGCUUCAAGGGAGAGCUGAUCCAUACCUACAACAAGAACGAGGGCGCACGCUCCAACGCCGGCUACUUUGAGAGACAGCGCGACUGCACCAACGUCAUCCUGAUGGGCGACUCGAUGGGCGACGUGCGCAUGGCGGACGGGGUCCCGCACGUCGAAAACAAACUCACCAUCGGCUUCCUCAACGACAAGGUGGAGGAGAGCCUGGAGAAGUACAUGGACUUGUAUGACGUCGUUCUCGUUCGUGACGAGACUCUGGACCUGGUGAACAGCAUCCUGGAGGAGCUGCAGAAACGCACUCAAGCGGACUGGGCGGGGGAGAAGAGCGACACUCCCAUUGUCGUCUAGUACUCUGUAAUAAUAUAAAUAUUAUUAUUGCUUGCACGUUUUAUUAAUUUUAAUAUUAUAUUGAAAUACUUCAUUGAACCUUUUCAGACUUUAUGGGCGUCACGUUUAUUGAUGCAAUCUGAUGCACUUGACGGUACAGAGGAGGAAAACCGCAACAACUGAAACGCACAAUGCUUUCUUUAAUAUUUUUAAAUGCACAUUUAAAUGUAUAAAUACAUUGGUGCAAUGUUUAUUUCUGUCUGAUAUUUUUAAAAGAGAAGUUCAUGAAGACUAACACCUAAGCAAAGCUAUAUGGAGGUCUGGUUGGCCUCGUGGGUGGGCUUGGCAGGGGCGGCCUAUGCAUCGCAAUGGUCACUUGUGCAGCUGAUUGUUUAGUUUAUCGGAAUGCAGCACUCUUGCGUAUUUAGUGGUGCACCUUUGCUGAAAUUGCAUCGGAGCCAAUCGUUGCGGGAGAGUCGUGUGGUGUUCAUUUUGGCCAGUACAGCACAGGUGAUGAAGACAUCUGCGUUAUAACCACUGCCAUUGUUUUCCACUCAUUGUAUAGUCAAACAACCUGCACUUGCCGAGACUAUGAAAUCCAAGGUGGAGGCAGUUGGGAGGCGUUCAUUUAUAAAAUAGUCCUAUACGUGCACACGAUUAGAAGGAUCGCAUGGCAUUGUCGGAGUUUGCCCUGUGGCAUGUGUUUUGCAUGAAUUGUCGCAUUCGAGACAAUGGGUGGGAAUUUCUCAAAUGCGGCAUCAUCGCUAGGACUGCCACCAGUAGAGUAACGUGUCAAGGUAAAGCACUCGAGUGGUGAUGGUAAAUAUUGGUCAAGUUCAUCUGCCAGCGAUGGGCUCUGUGUAAAGUUCAGAUGGGAUACAUUUCUGCAGUGACUUUUACCAGUCGAAUAAAAUCCACCGUGUUUUUAUUUGUGACACAAAUUAAUAUCUGUCCCGCACUUCGGACCUGUUUGCUUACAGAUGCUAUUUUCUAAAGGACCGUCGGGUGUGUAAAAUCUAUUAAUUUGCCUGAACAGUCAAAGCUAAAACAAUGUAUUGAAACCACACGGUCGUGUAUUUUGUUUGCACUUGACUAUAAUUUGUUAUUAAUACAUCGAACGUUAGAACAUGGAUUUAAAUUACAUGAGAAAAUGCGUUUUUCUAAUUACAAUAUUGUGUUAAUCGCAAUAAACAAAUGUGGCGGUGUGGCGGUGUGGCGAUGCAGUGGUUCGCGCACUUAGCUAUGUGCUGUGCACCUGGCAACCCAAAUUUGAUUCGCGGCCAAAAUUACCUUCAGUGGAGCUUGGUGAUCUCUACCAUCCCACUCCGCCCUUCAGUUCAUUUAGUUCAUUUAUUUUGGUAUAUCCCUAUGAGCCAUUCGGCUCUUGAAUCGGGUGCAACCACAACAAACAAAAACUGCACUGACCAGCACGUGGAGUGUGGUCACACAAACUCCACGACUGGACCCGGCAUGAUUGGAAGGGUCUCGUCCACUUGGACUUAAAACAGAUUUCGAUUAAACUGUCCACAGCAGCCACCGUUACGUUAUUCGUUAAUUCACAGCACGAUAUGCAAUAAAGCAGGCAAAACACCAGGGGGCAGUUUUAUCGAUAACUUCCUGCAGGGUAUAUGAUGGAAAAACACUUUUUAGUAUUGUUUGUGUCGUCACCAAUUCCGAAGCUUCCUGGUACUGUUCAAGGAUUGUUACGAAUGUUAUCCAGAGGGCCAGAUCUUCCCUUCUCACCACAAGCAGCUGUUAUCCAUAUACUGGGUUUCACUGGUUUGUAUUGAAAACCAAGCUGCCGUUGAUUUGUACGUGUUAUAAAAAAAAAACUUCGGCUGAAAUGCGUUAUUCAUAAAGUAUGGUUACGUGGACAGCUGACAUAAUCACGUCAUUUUGAUAUCGGCAUUCAUUGUUUUUAGAACAUGCACGAUAUAAACAUGUUUUUCAUCCAGACAUGACUUUUACAAAUAAAAAAAUAUUUCAAAGCA